This is a messenger RNA of Galeopterus variegatus (Sunda flying lemur), 3476 nucleotides long. RefSeq names its product polymerase (DNA-directed), delta interacting protein 3 (gene POLDIP3). Bases 54 to 1319 code for a protein of 421 amino acids. The transcript has 9 exons. Gene Ontology annotation, cellular component: nucleus. Lineage: Eukaryota; Metazoa; Chordata; Mammalia; Dermoptera; Cynocephalidae. Gene Ontology annotation, molecular function: mRNA binding. Gene Ontology annotation, biological process: mRNA export from nucleus. The record is from RefSeq and is a predicted model, not a curated record.
GGCUCGCGGCUAAGGCCAGUCUAAGCGGCUCUCGACUCUUUCGGCGGCGCAAGAUGGCGGACAUCUCCUUGGACGAGCUCAUCCGGAAGCGCUGGGCGGCGGCGAAGGGAAGGCUCAGUGCCAGACCAGGAGUUGGAGGAGUCCGAUCUCGAGUUGGGAUCCAGCAGAGCCUUCUCAGCCAGCCAACACGCACAGCCACCUUCCAGCAGAGAUUUGAUGCCCGACAGAAGAUUGGCCUCUCAGAUGCCCGGCUCAAACUGGGAGUCAAGGAUGCCCGGGAGAAGCUUUUGCAGAAAGAUGCCCGGUUUCGGAUCAAAGGGAAAGUGCAGGAUGCCAGAGAGAUGUUGAACUCCCGCAAGCAGCAGAGCACAGUGCCCCAGAAGCCCCGCCAGGUGGCUGAUGCCCGGGAGAAAAUCAGCUUGAAGAGGAGUUCCCCUGCUGCCUUCAUAAGCUCACCCAUUGGGACAGUGACUCCUGCUCUGAAGCUUACCAAAACCAUCCAGGUUCCACAGCAGAAGGCCAUGCUACCACUUCAUACCCAUCCUGCUGGAAUGAAGAUCAACGUUGUCAAUAACCACCAGGCCAAACAGAAUUUGUAUGACCUGGAUGAAGACGAUGAUGUUACAGCUCCCAUUCCUACGAAACAGAUGAAGUGUGCAGCCUCAGGCAGCUUUCUCUACCAUGUAGCUGGGCUCAGCAGUUCCAAGCUCUCCAUGUCCAAGGCCCUCCCUCUCACCAAAGUGGUUCAGAAUGAUGUAUAUACAGCUCCUGCUCUUCCCUCCUCUGUUCGAACAAAAGCCUUGACCAACAUGUCCCGGACACUAGUGAACAAGGAGGAACCCCCCAAAGAGCUGCCACCUGCUGAGCCUGUCCUUAGCCCUUUGGAAGGCACCAAGAUGACUGUGAAUAACCUGCACCCUCGAGUCACUGAGGAAGACAUCGUUGAGCUUUUUUGUGUGUGUGGAGCCCUCAAGCGGGCCCGGCUGGUCCAUCCUGGGGUAGCGGAGGUAGUCUUUGUGAAGAAGGACGAUGCCAUCACUGCAUAUAAGAAAUAUAACAACAGGUGUCUGGAUGGACAGCCAAUGAAGUGCAACCUUCACGUGAAUGGGAAUGUUAUCACCUCAGACCAGCCCAUCCUGCUGCGGCUGAGUGACAGCCCCUCAGUGAAAAAGGAGAGUGAGCUGCCUCGCAGGGUAAAUUCUGUCUCCUCAUCCAACCCUCCUGCCGAAGUGGACCCUGACACCAUCCUGAAGGCACUCUUCAAGUCCUCAGGGGCCUCUGUGACCACACAGCCCACAGAAUUCAAAAUCAAACUUUGAGCAGAGGAGUGAGGCAGCCAGAAGCAGGGGCAGAGGGGGGGCUCUGUUUCCCAAAGCAAAGCUUGUGACCAGUGGGUUCAUCGGACUGGAGACCCUGAGCGUGGGAAGGGUCACUGGGGGUGAAGUGCUUCCUCACUGGACGGGACCUGCCUUUCUCUGUUGUGUUCCACCCUGUGCUCUUCUGUAUGUUAACAUUUCCUGUAGUAUGUUUCUUCUUCCCUCCGCCUCCUCACCAAGGUAGGUUUGUGUUUCUCAGAGUGUGCCUCCCCAACCUCAGCCCCAAGCUGAUUUCUUAUCUGGAAAUAGUGCACUAAAUUCUCUAGGUGGCUUUCUUGUAGACCCAUGGGAUGCAGGGCAGGAGCUCUUUGAAGGAUACUGCUUUUUCCAGGGGCUUAGAGGUUGCCUUACCUUUCUGUUCUUUAAGCUUUUUCAAACAAAGCAGAGAAUGGAAACCUCUGUUAUCCUAAUGGGAGCCAGGUCACCUUGAGAGCUGUGCCACUCACCCAGUUGGCCAGUGGAUAUGGCCUGGGUGGGGAAUCAGGUGGCAGGCCUCUAGUCAUCAUACCACAGUUGGCUCCAGGCCUGACCAGAGGUCUGGAGUGUGCCUAGCAUCAGUGAGGUUACUUCUCUGCUAGGAAGAAUAUACCCCUAGCUCUUGGAUUGGAGGGCUCAUGCUGUCUCAGGCAACCCAAAGUAAAUUCCGAGUCCACAUUUCCCUUUUUCCUUGAGAUGUGCUGAAUGCCCCACCCACUUCUCUUGGUCUUCUGGGUGUCACUGCUGGGAGGGAUUUGCGUUGUUAGUCCUCCCAGUCCUCACCUAGCAUGGCGCUUAUCACACCCUGGUUUUGGUGCAAGUGCCAGCUCUCUAUUAGUUGGGCUUUUCAAAGGCUCUGCCUCCCGUUCUGCAACAUUGUGGGUUGGGGGGAUUAUUUGAAUGAGCAAUGUUUGCUUACACUUGGCUCUUCCUUUGGCCUCAGUUGUCUACAAUGGACUAUAGUCAGGGAUGCCAGAAGACAUAUAUUCAGCUGCCACCAAAGGGCACUGUCCCCACUACCAUGAAUGACCCAUUUAUGACUAGAGGGGUAUUUUCCUGCUGUGACAAUGGGGGCGAUGGGGGGCGGGAGUGAGGAGGCAGGCAAGGGAUCGGGGCAGCCCUACCAGCCAAGCUGGUGGGCUAUUUCCCCAGCAUGGUCCCAGGAAGUUGGGGUAAAACUAUAGAACCCAGGAGCAGUCCCUGAAUAACAGGGCAGCGUUGCUCCUGGUGUCAUUCAGCAGUGCCCAGCUGGUUGUUUGGGACUGUAAAGGGAAUCCAGGCUGGCAGAGCUGGAGCAAGUUGGAGAGCAGGAUUCUGGGAGGUCUGCAAAAUCAGUAGCAAAUGCUGUGAAAGGCACAAGCCUAGGGCUUAAAGGAACCUAAGACACUCAAGAGUUGCUUGAGGCUAGCCCAGUGAAGAAAAACCUAGAAGCUCAUGUUUCCACACAGUUAAAUCUGUCAAGCAGGAAGGACCCAAAAUUAGAACCCAACCUCAGUCCUCUAGCUCUAAGGUUGCCCAAGUUGGGGAAGUCUAAGGAAGGUGCCUGAUGGUGCUCUGCUCUCCAGUUCUUUAAAGAGUGCUGCUUUUGUUCUCUUACCCCAUUUGGAUGCGUACAUACCGAUUUCUCUUUAGCAGCUGGAAGACAUUCCUCCUACACUUUACUCUUCCUGGCCCAGGAGAGCACCAGAAGGCAAUAGGACCUGAUUUUUUGGGUACUGGGAACAAUCAUCACUGCUUGGUCUCUGCUUAGAGUAGGGAUGGUAAUAUCCCUGCCUGCAUGGUUUUGCCCUCCCCUCCCCCCUUAUUUCCAAGCCAGGUGUGUUCUGGUUAUCACAAAGGUUUAUUGAGUCCAGCUGCAGCCACCUGGCCAUCUGGACCUCAUCCUCUGGAUGUCCAUAUGGUACAUUGAGGUGAGGAGAGGAUUUAUUUGCCACCCCUGCUCUACACAAUGUCAUCUUGGGAAACAGGGAAGAGAAUGUGGUGGGUCAAUCCUUGUGUCCGCCUCUACCUCCCCUCCCCCACAUUACUUAUCUGUGUCUCUUGUUCAGAAGGAGAGGAAGAGGCAUUGAGGGAGGUGACUAUGUAUUACUUAACCAUUUCUGAAUAAAUGUUUGUUAUUCCUAC